This is a messenger RNA of Acanthocheilonema viteae, 591 nucleotides long. The record is from the annotation of a GenBank genome assembly. NCBI's taxonomy places the organism in Eukaryota, Metazoa, Nematoda, Chromadorea, Rhabditida, Onchocercidae.
AUGUUUUUGGAGUUUUUGUUGGUCUCAGCCUUAUUCAUAGCUGCAACUACAUCUCAAAUUCAUGAUGGAUUUGUAACCUGUGGGUCAGUUAUGAAGCUAAAGAAUAAUCAGAAAGGUGUUCGUCUACAUUCACAUGACAUAAAAUACGGAUCUGGUAGUGGCCAGCAAUCAGUAACUGCCGUACAAGAUGGAGAUGACGUGAAUUCUCAUUGGCAAAUUCUUGCCUCAAUGAAAGGAACUUGCAAGCGAGGAGAACCAGUGAAAUGUGGUAGUAAAAUACGUUUAAAACAUUUGACGACUGGUUGCCAUCUUCAUAGUCACCUAUUCGCUGCACCACUCACAAAGGAAGACCAAGAAGUAUCGUGUUUUGGAAACAAUGAAAGUGAUUCCGGUGAUAACUGGGUGGUCAUAUGUAGUAAUAAUGCAUGGCUUAGGAAGGAUGCUGUGAAGUUGAAGCAUGAAGACACUGGCAAAUUUUUGGCAAUAAGUGGCAAACAGUACGGAAGACCUAUAAAUGGGCAGUAUGAGGUGGUGGCCGUUUCUACAUCGAAAAAUGCAGCCUUAUGGAAAACCGCUGAAGGUAUUUUCAUG